Pelagomonas calceolata is the source of this 1812-nucleotide messenger RNA. The record is from the annotation of a GenBank genome assembly. Lineage: Eukaryota; Pelagophyceae; Pelagomonadales; Pelagomonadaceae.
AUGCGGCUGGGCCUCGGCUUGGCGGCCCUGGGCCUGGCCGCCGCCCUCUGCCUUUCCGGCGCCGCCGCCAGGGACCGCAUCGAGAGCGCGGACCGCUGGGCAACUGCUUUGAAUACGCUCAAGCACAAGACGCGCCGCCUCCAGGCGGACGACGGCGGCGACGACGACUUUGUCCCGGCCUGCCCCACCCAGUACUCCGCUUGGCAAGACUGCAUUCAAGGCCUCAUCGACGACGGCACGGUCGACGGCACGGACGACUUCUUCUCCGGCGGCGACGACGACGACGAGAAAUGCGACAUCGAGACGUCCGGCGACCUCAAUUCCUCUCCAAGCGGCACAACGAACCACGGCGCCGGGAAGGGGUGGUGCUACAGCGCCCUGGACGACCUCGUGGGCUGCGCGGCGUCGCCGGGCGACUGCUGGACGAUGUGUGAGGACGCAUACGGCGAUGGCUUGGUGGCCGUCGACUGGGAAGACGGCGGCGACUGCUUCUGCCAGAACGAGUGCGAGUGCAUGGAGGAGGUCGGCGACGACGGAAGCUACCUCAUCACGCGCGACUCGGCGGUCGCAUCGCUGCCGCAGGAGUGCGGCCCCGGCGAGGGAGACUACAGCUACUUCUACGGCUGCGAGCCGUCGAAUUGCGACGAAGCAACGGCCCUUGUCUACGAAGUGUGCAGCUCCAGUCAGCCGACGGGGCCCGCCUCGGCCUGCAACGCGGAAUAUCAUGCGUGGCAGGAGUGCGAAUAUGUGACCCCGGUCUCGGAAGAUUUUGGCCUCACCUGCGAUUUCACGGGAGCGUGCACCUCGGGGCCCUACGACGACGGCGGCACGUGCGCGCCGACCACGGCCGCGCCCUCCACGGCCGCGCCGUCGGCCGCGCCGUCGGCCGCGCCGACGACCUCGCCCGCGCCGACCACGGCCGCGCCCACCACCGCAACGCCGUCGGCCGCGCCGACCAUCACGCUCAAGCCCACCCUGCAACCGACGGACAAGCCCACGUGGGAGCUGCACGCGUCGCGGGGCUGGCGGUCGGGCGUGCUCGACAUCCUCGCCAAGGAUGAGAUGCACAUCGCCUACACGUCGAACCCCAUGCAGAGCUCGGCGCAGUGCCUCCACGGCAACGAGAUGUACCUCCCCGCGCGCGUGCUCUGCGACCGCCAGUGCAUGCUCGACGGCGCCGCCGUCGCGAAGGCGUCGGGCGGCACGCGCGCGCCGCCGACGCCCGAGGAGUGCGCCGGGCCCUGGUACUGCGCGCGCACGGACGUCUGCGAGCUCUUCCGGAACCCCGAGCACGCCCCGGGCUCCGACGCGGGCUUCGACCGGCGCUGUACCACGAUCUGGGGCUGCGCGAACCACAGCAUGUGUUUUCCCACGGAGGACGCCGCGGCGGGCAUGCAUAUUGAUUUUCGGAAGGAGGACCUCGCCAUCAAGCGGCGGUCCGGCGACCGGCCGGGCCACCAGGCUUGUUUUCCGGCGUCUCUGGGUUGCCUUCUCGACGCAUCGCCGUCCCCUCGACGGCGUCGGGGUGGACGCGGGCCCCUCGACGCCGUCGCCGCGACGCGCUGCACACCCCUCGACGCCAUCGACGUGCCCCUCACCUUCAUCGACGCAGGCGCGCUGGGUCAGCGACCCGAUGGAGCUGCGCUACGGGGGCUUUACCGUUAGAACGACGUGCUGCGCGAACGACCACGACUUCGCGGUCGGCGUCGACAUGCCGUGCAACGGCGCGGCGCGCGCGACGGCUGUUGUGGGACUGGCGCUGCUGCUCUGGGGGCUGUUCUCGUAAGGAUAUGUACUUUUAGAAAACAAAAA